This is a messenger RNA of Linum tenue, 2160 nucleotides long. The record is from the annotation of a GenBank genome assembly. NCBI's taxonomy places the organism in Eukaryota, Viridiplantae, Streptophyta, Magnoliopsida, Malpighiales, Linaceae.
GAGUGAGAGAGAGAGAGAGUGCUCAGCUAACCGGCGUGUGAGAAUUGCGUCCUUUGUGCAACUCGUCUCAUCUACAAAAUUUCCUUCCAAGUCGAUGCUCCAGCUACCCAAUUUAAUCGAGAUUGAUCCACUGCUUGGGCCGGAGCUUGACAGAGCCAUUGUUCGAUUAAAUCCCCGUUUGCUUAUUCCUCCAGCGACCUAGGUACAAACCAUGGAAGCAAGAGAAGAAGCAGGUCUGUCGAAAUCGACGGCGGUGUUAUCCUGCACCGCCAUGGCCUUGUUAUACGUCGGGAUUCUCUACACUCCCACUCUGAUCCUCCGCCUCCCUCAACCUUCCUCCUUCAAGGAGUUCCUGCUCCGCCGAUUCGUCUGCGCCGCCAUCGCUUCCGUGGUCUCUGUUGCUGCCUGUGCUCUUAUUCUGCCGGUGAACAUCAAGGAGAUACCUUCUCUUUUAGGCAUCUAUGGAGUUCGAAUGGAUCAUGUUUGGCAAGCUGUUGUCUACCCUCUUUGCUUGACUUCCUUAAUGUACGCGGGAUCAAUGGUCCUUAAGCUUUUGUUGGUGGUGGAAGCAAUGAAGGAACAUAUGGAUCGAGGUGGAGGUGUGCUUGAUUUUGCUCGAGAUCUACUGCAAAACUUUGGUUCUUGGGUCUCUUCAGCCGUCUCUAAUAUCUUGGCUUGGCGUAAUUUGAUUGUGGCGCCAGUGACUGAGGAAUUGGUGUUUAGAGCAUGUAUGAUUCCUUUACUCCUGUGUGGAGGAUUCGAGCCCUACAUUGUCAUUGGCCUGUGCCCUAUUCUUUUCAGCUUGGCACAUUUGAACCAUUGGAUGGAGAUUUACUGCCAGCAGAACUACAGUGUGAUUAAAGCAUCCAUGGUUGUAGGUCUCCAACUCAGCUACACUGUGAUUUUUGGUUCCUACGCCUCAUUACUAUUCAUUCGAACAGGACACCUUGUUAGCCCGUUACUUGCUCAUGUGUUUUGCAAUUUCAUGGGGUUGCCAGUGUUUUUUGCAAGGAAGAAAGGUACAUAACUUCAACCCGAUGUGUGGAUUUACUCUGAAUCCAGCUUACGUUUUCUUAUAGCUAACAUCGUAUUGUUUCAGGAGGGAUGGUGGCUUUGGUAUUUGCAGCCGGAGUUAUAUCUUUUAUCUGGCUCCUUUUUCCACUAACACAACCAGAUUUGUACCAUGAAAGAACAGAUGAUUGUCGAUGUUGGCACGGAUUCUGUUCCUGGAAUUAAAGUCUGUUCAGGAUUUUAUUUACUUAGAGGGUUGCACUUAGCUGAAUGAUUUUUGGACUUUUCUGAAUCGAUUAUGCUUUGUUCCAUCCAAUGAGCAUUAAUUUGGGGUUGAUAACCCUUUGAUCCCCGAGGGCGCACUUGAACUGGGAGAUGCGAGUGAAGAGAUGGAAAGGGGGUCGAGAUUGUUGGAAACGAACCUUUUGAGGUACAGUUCUUUCCGUGCAGGAACGGGCACCUGUUAUAGACUGAGAUUCAGCUUACCGGCCAGGUAUCGUGAUACUAACAACCAUCAUACAAUUGUUGCUUUUGAUUGAGAAAACAACGUUUGUGUUUCCUGACAGUUUGCUGUUUGCGACUGCUCGUCUGUCUUUGUGCGACCAAUUGAAAUGACGGUUCUCUUCGUGGACGAUCUAUGCCUGCACGUUGUAUUUUGGUCUUUGUUACCUUCUAGGGCCAGGAACGUCUCUUUGGUCCCUUACUCAUCCUCUUCUCCCGCUCUUGCUUCUACUUCGCUUGUGGCAACGAAGUUGUCCUCGACUUCUUCUUUGCAUGGUAGCUAUCGGCAUUAGCUGCAGCGAUCUUUGAGCUUCUACUUCGUCGUCAGAUUCCUCCGGCGGUGGAGCCAAUUGGGUGCCUUUCUGCAAUGAUAGCCUGAGUGUACAUGCUAGAGUGGGUGCUAUCCAUUGGAAGGUUAUAAGCAAGGUUGUCAACCCGCGGGUCGAUCCGGAUUCGAUGUUAGAAACCGAUUUCUGUAGGGUUUCUCUAUUUAUUAAUAUAAUUAUUAUUAGAGUAAUUUUCAAUAAGGUUAGUAGUCUUUUAGUAGAAGUAGGUUUAUUCUUAGGGUUUUUCUAGUAUUUUCCUAUAUAUAUGUACUUUGGGUCUUUCAUCAGAUUAAGCAGAAGUUAAUAAAGAAUUAUCUCCCUA